AUGGCAUCUGAGAAAGCGGUGGGAGUGCUUGGCGGAGGCCAACUCGGUCGCAUGCUGGUGGAAGCCGCAAACCUGCUAGAAAUCAAAGUCAACUUCCUCGACAAGCCCGGAUCACCCGCGAAGCAAGUCGCAAACCACGACGGACACGUCAAUGGCUCUUUUAAAGACCGACGGGCGAUACAGGAGCUUGCUAACCGUUCCGACGUGGUGACGGUGGAAAUUGAGCAUGUGGACACGGAAAUGCUCGAGGAGCUCUGUGAGCAGGUCGAUGUGCAGCCCAGCUGGAAGACGAUCCGGACGAUCCAGGACAAGUUUUUGCAGAAGUGGCAUCUGAAGAAGUAUGGAGUGGCGUCGGCGGAGAGUGUCGCGCUGGAGGAGCCGACGAUUAGGGAAUUGGAGAAGGUCAGUGGCGAGUUGGGACUGCCGUUGAUGUUGAAGACGAGGAAGGAUGCGUAUGAUGGACGAGGCAACUUUGCUAUCAAGACGAAGACGGAUUUCAAGCCUGCGCUGGAAGCACUGGGCGCGAAUCGCGAGCUGUACGCAGAGAAGUGGGCCAACUUCCGUAUGGAGCUGGCAGUCAUGGUGGUCAAGACGGAGAAUGAGGUGCUUUCAUUCCCAACAACAGAAACGAUCCACGAAGACAGCAUCUGCAAGCUCACAUACACUCCUGCAAGAGGUGUUAGUAAGGAGAUCAACAAGAAAGCUCAAGAACUGGCCAAACAUGCCGUCUCCUGCUUCUGGGGCAAAGGUGUCUUUGGCGUGGAAAUGUUCCUGCUCAUGAACGACGAGAUCCUCAUCAACGAAAUCGCACCGCGACCGCAUAACUCUGGACACUACACGAUCGAAGGCUGCCCCGUCUCCCAGUACGAAGCUCAUCUCCGCGCCAUCCUCGACCUACCGCUCCACCAAGAAGACCUCGAACUCCGCGAACCAAGCAUCAUGCUCAACAUCCUAGGCACCGAAGCACCCGACUCGCACCUCAUCGCCGCUCGCGAAGCCAUCAAGCAGCGCCGAACAAAAGUGCACCUCUACGGCAAAGGCACAGCAACCAAAGGCCGCAAAAUGGGCCACAUCACCGUCUGCGCCAAAACCAUGUCCGAAGCCGAACGCCUCAUCCAACCCAUGAUAGACCACGUCGACGCCGGCAAGCCCAAACCCACCCCGACCAUCUCCCGCGCCAACACCACCACCGCAGACUCAGAAACCACCGACUCCGCUCCCCAGCAAGAGUCCAACCCCCUCGUAGCAAUCGUAAUGGGCUCCGACUCCGACCUCCCCGUCCUCCAACCGGGCCUAUCGAUCCUCUCCAAAUUCGGCAUCCCCUACACCACCCGCAUAACCUCUGCCCACCGCACCCCAUCCUGGAUGGCCGAAUUCGCCACCAGCGCCAAAGACACCACCAUCCGCGUCAUCAUCGCCGCAGCCGGCGGCGCCGCUCACCUCCCCGGUAUGACAGCCGCCUACACGCCUCUCCCCGUCAUCGGCGUCCCCGUGAAGCCCAGUAUUGGAGAUGGCAUGGACUCGUUGCUGAGUAUCUGCAAUAUGCCGCGCGGCGUGCCUGUCGCGACGGUUUCCAUCAAUAAUAGCGUCAACGCGGCUCUCCUUGCGGCGAGAAUUCUUGGGAGCGCGGAUAUGGAGAUUCGACGGAGGGUGGAGACGUAUAUGGCUGAUUCUGAGAGGGAAGUGCGCGCGAAGGAUGAGAAGUUGGUGGAGAUUGGGGCGGAGGCGUAUGCGGAGCAGUAUUUGGGCAAAGCCCUCCCCCCCAUCCCCAUCGCGAACGCCAACACGAACAACAAAACAACCUCCUUCGCCGACGUCCCCGAGACAAAACGCUACAACAUCACCAGCCCCCCAAACGGAAUUGGAAGCCCCGGCCAUAGUCGGAGAUUCUCGCUCUUGAGGAGUAUCAGUAAGAGUAGUUCCAGAACAACAUCCUCGUCGAGGAGGAGUGAGGGUGGGAGUGGGAGUGGGAGUGGGAGUGAGAAGACGGUUUAG
Messenger RNA from Fulvia fulva, 1995 nucleotides. RefSeq names its product Phosphoribosylaminoimidazole carboxylase. The transcript has 2 exons. Gene Ontology annotation, molecular function: ATP binding; metal ion binding; phosphoribosylaminoimidazole carboxylase activity. Gene Ontology annotation, biological process: 'de novo' IMP biosynthetic process. The record is from RefSeq and is a predicted model, not a curated record. Bases 1 to 1995 code for a protein of 664 amino acids. NCBI's taxonomy places the organism in Eukaryota, Fungi, Ascomycota, Dothideomycetes, Mycosphaerellales, Mycosphaerellaceae.